AUGGUCGACAAGGUGGUGCGCACCGUGGCGACGCUGCUCGGAAACUCCAGCGUGUGGAAGAUUGCGAAGACGAUCGAGUCAACCACGGGGGACCUGGCGGAGCGCUACUUGACGCCUGAGAAGGCUUUCGGGGGAGAAGGGAAGAGCUGGCUGGUGAACUCCCUCAAAGUCCACAAGGAGGGUGGAGGCAAGCAGGAAGCUGAAGGGGCACAGCAGGGGAGCACUUACGCAGACUGCGUGAAGCUGUGCCGCAAAUUCGCCAAGGACUGCGUGGACAACCUGAACGACUGGCUGGAUGAUCUUGGGAAGCUGGGGCCGACUAAGCUGUUCCGGGCGGCGAAAUGGCCAAAGAUCAAGGCUCAGCGGGAGAAGAAGUGUAAGGAGUGGCUGAACGGAUGCAGCAGGCUGUUCCGCAACAAGCUGCCGGGAUUCGACCUCAAAGCAGCAGAGAGGGAGCUCCCGACCUUCUGCGCCAUCAUGGAGAGCCACCAUGAGAUGGAGAGCUUCACCCAGGGCCUGUCCAACUUUCUCGGGAGUCCAGACUCAAAGAGGAGGCGCCCUGCGAAGAGCUUGAAGCUGGCUGUGGCAGAGAGGGAGAGGAAGGGGAAGCAGAAGGAGGGUGAAGAUGUGGCUGCCGGACAUGCUGGAGAGAACGAGGAUGAGGUGGAGGAGGAGGAGGACGAUGAGGUGGAGCAGGCCUUCGGCAACGAUCAGGAGGUCGUGGAGGAGGAAGAAGUGGAAGACAAUCCAUUCCUGUCGGACGAUGAGGACGUGGAGGAGGUGUACUUCAUUGACAAGCCUGUGCACUAG
Closterium sp. Yama58-4 is the source of this 810-nucleotide messenger RNA. The record is from the annotation of a GenBank genome assembly. Lineage: Eukaryota; Viridiplantae; Streptophyta; Zygnematophyceae; Desmidiales; Closteriaceae.